Messenger RNA from Lentinula edodes (shiitake mushroom), 405 nucleotides. RefSeq lists its product as uncharacterized. Lineage: Eukaryota; Fungi; Basidiomycota; Agaricomycetes; Agaricales; Omphalotaceae. Gene Ontology annotation, cellular component: membrane; nuclear envelope; endoplasmic reticulum. Gene Ontology annotation, molecular function: glutathione peroxidase activity; glutathione transferase activity. The record is from RefSeq and is a predicted model, not a curated record. The transcript has 4 exons. Bases 1 to 405 code for a protein of 134 amino acids.
AUGUCUAUCACCAUAACGGUGCCACACGGUUUGCCUUACGUUGGCGCAGCACUCCUUUCCUCCAUCCUUCUUGUCUCUGUACAGCUUAUAAUUGUUGCCGCGCGUCGCAAAGCAUCCGGUAUCCAACCUCCUCAGUUAUAUGCAGAACAGGCAGAGGUUGCAAAGUCUCUUCAUGCAUUGAGAUUGAACUGUGCACAACGUGCGCAUCUGAAUACUUUGGAAUAUCUUCCAAUGGUCUAUCUGGUAACUUGUAUCACUGCGUGCAAAUAUCCUAUACUGGCUGCUUCGCUAUGUGAAUCGUGGGUGAUCACACGCGCAAUUUACACUCGAGAUUAUACAUCUAGCGGCCCCGAAAAGGUACCGAUAGCAUUCCUCAGUCCUCAGCCUCAUCUGCAGGUCAACUAA